AAAAAAAAAAUGUUGAAACGGCCUGCCAUCUGCCGGCGACAUGUGAUAACACAAAAGUAAAUAUAAACAAACUUUUCGAAUGACUGAAUGUAUUGUCUGUAAUUUCAUAUGCGCAAGUGUACUGUAACUACGCAUCGGCAAAAAAAGACAUGAAUAGAAAUCGCCAUGCGGUAAAUGUUCACAGGCGGAGAGUGUUAUUGUGUUUAUUAUUACUUGAUGAUGAUAAUAAUAGAAGAUGGCACACAAGACCCACAAAUGCAAAUAGAUUGGGUCAAGGGGACUACCACAAUCUCAUCUCAGAAAUGCGAUUAGGAGACCAUGACAACUAUUUCGUAUUCAUGAGGAUGUCUCCUAAUCAAUUUGAUGCAUUGCUGCAUAUUGUUGGUCCAAUGCUACAAAAUAAUUCUCGCCGUCAACCAUUGAGCCCAGCAGAAAGACUGGCGAUGACACUAAGGUACCUUGCAUCGGGAAAUGAUUUCACAUCGAUAUCAUUUUCAUUCAGGGUAGGCCUUUCAACAGUUUCUAAAAUAAUUGCGGAAACAACCCUAGCAAUAUGGAUUGCCUUCAAACCGUUUGUAUUCAUGGAAUUAAAUGAAGGAAACUGGCUGAAAGUAGCUGAAGAUUUCAAAAUACUUUGGCAGUACCCAAACUGCAUAGGCACACUGGAUGGAAAGCACUGUGUCAUUCAGAAAUUACCAAAUUCAGGGUCAGCAUUUUUUAAUUACAAGUCAGCACACAUCAUAGUUCUUCUGGCACUGUGUGAUGCUAGAUACUGCUUUACCAUUGUUGACAUUGGUGCUCCAGGCAGGCACUGUGAUGGAGCCAUAUUUGCAGCCAGUCGAUUUGGUAGAGCACUGAACAACAGGCAGCUACACAUACCUCCUCCAAGAACACUGCCAAACAGUGAGAAAGUUUCACCAUUUGUCAUAGUUGCAGAUGCUGCAUUUCCUUUGAAGGAAAAUAUAAUGCGACCCUACCCAGACAGAAGGCUAACGCCUUCAAAAAGGAUUUACAAUUACAGACAUAGUCGGGCAAGACGUGUAUCAGAGAAUGCAUUUGGAAUUUUGUCACAUCGUUGGAGAGUGUUCAGACGACCAAUGCAUACCAAGCAGAGUACUGUCUGUACUAGUGUAAAGGCUGCAGUGUGCCUGCAUAACUGGUUAAUGAAGGGGAACCACAACAAUCGCAAUAGGUACUGCCCUCAAGGCAUGGCCGAUGAAGAAGAUGCAGAUGGGAUGAUCAGACCAGGUGCUUGGAGAGAAGAUGCCCAAUAUGGUGCCAUGCAAAACAUGCCCCUAUCUGCCAGAAAUCAACGUGCUGUUAAUGCUGUGACAGUGAGAAACACCUUUGAAGAAUAUUUUGCAGGAGAAGGUGCCGUACCUUGGCAAUGGAAUGUUCUGCCUAACAUGUAGUUUAUAAAUAGCUACAGAGAGAAACAAAACUACUUACUUUAUGUGUACAAAAUAACAGAGCCUAUUUCCAUUAGUUUAGUUAAUGCACUUUGCAUGUUGCUAAUUCAGUGAUACUUGUGACAUUGUAAACUCAGUUGAUCCCUACCUUACUGUAUUUUCACGUGUUAUUCAGAAUUAAGUAAAUUGUUUUAUGUUAAUUUGUUCCUUCUAUCUUGCCUGAGGAAAUGUAUGUGGCAGUCAGUGAAUUUCAACAUUUAAAUUACUAUAAAAACACAUUCUGUUGCACAUCACAACUAUUUUGUAAGGUAUCAGUCUAAUAACAUUUUAUUUAUGGUGAAGUUGAAAUACAUUAUCCUUCCACUUUA
Molecule: messenger RNA, 1777 nt
Organism: Bacillus rossius redtenbacheri
Lineage: Eukaryota; Metazoa; Arthropoda; Insecta; Phasmatodea; Bacillidae
Exons: 5
Coding region: 150-1412 (420 amino acids)
Source: RefSeq, a predicted model, not a curated record